AUGCCGAGCUGGAAGGACCUGUUCAGCAACACCGAUCGGCGGUUUUUCCCCGAGGUCGUUGUGCCUCUCGCCCGCGAUCCCAAUUCCGUGACCCUGGAGUCCAAUGCGAAUGCGAAUGCCGAUGCCGAGAAGAAAGACACCCCCAGCGACCACCCCCCAGCUUACCGCUCCGAAUCUAGCCCUGACCGCAGCUCGCUGCAGGAAAAGGGUGUAGCUGCUGUGCCUGCUAGUGCCUCAGGAGAACUGACCUUGGAAUCGCUCCGUGCAGAAGUCGAAGCCGGUGUCGUUGUUUCCGGCCAUGACUCCAUCUAUGACCGUAAAGCAAAGAUUAUCAACAGAGCCAUCCAGGACAUUGGAAUGGGCCGCUAUCAGUGGGGCCUGUUCGUGCUCUGUGGAUUUGGCUGGAUUGCCGACAACCUCUGGCUGCAGGGCGUUGCCCUGACUCUGACGCCUCUGGCCAACGAGUUCGGAAUCUCUGGUAACGACUCUCGUUUCGCCACCUGCGCGCUCUUCGUUGGUUUGAUUGUUGGUGCCUCGUUCUGGGGUAUUGCUUCUGAUAUCGUUGGACGCCGUCCUGCAUUUAACUGCACUCUGCUCAUCUGUGGCGCGUUCGGUCUUGCUGCUGGCGGCGGGCCCAACUGGGUUGGAACCUGUGCUCUGUACGCCUGCAUUGGACUUGGUGUUGGCGGUAAUCUGCCCGUAGAUGCAGCUGUCUUCUGCGAGUGUCUCCCUCCCGACUCUGGCAAUAUUCUCAGUGGACUGGCUACCUGGUGGUCGGUUGGAACCCUGAUUUCCAGUAUGCUUGCCUGGGCUUUCAUCCCCAACUUCUCGUGUGAUGACAGCGCCCCCGUGUGCCUCAAGGCCGACAACUGGGGCUGGCGGUACCUCGUCCUCACCCUCGGUGCCAUCACGUUCUGCAUGUUCCUGUGCCGCUUCUUCCUGUUCACUUUCUACGAGUCUCCCAAGUUCCUCGUUUCUCGCGGCCGCCAGGACGAGGCCGUUGCCGCUGUCCAGGGUAUUGCCCGCAAGAACAAGACCACCACCUGGCUCACCGUUGAGGUCCUUAACGACCUCGGUGGCAUUGCUGAAGAGCGCGACGCCGAGAAACUGCCUGUCAUGGAAAUCAUCAAGCGCUCUCUGUCCCGCUUCUCUGUCCAGCAGGUUGCUCCCCUCUUCGCCAACAAGCGUCUCGGUAUCUCCACCGUCCUGAUCUGGUUCUGCUGGACCUGCAUCGGAAUGGGCUACACCCUCUUCAACGCCUUCCUCCCCCAGUACCUCGGCGCCAACUCCACCGUCUACGAAACCUACCGCAACUACGCCAUCACCGCCGUCUGCGGUAUUCCCGGCCCCCUGCUCGCCUGGUUCAUGGUCGACCUCCCCUACAUCGGUCGCAAGGGCACAAUGGCCUUCUCGACCGUCGUCACCGGUGUGCUCCUCUUCUGCUUCACCGCGACCAAGGACGCCAACGUGCAGCUCGUCUGCUCCGCCCUGGAAUCCUUCUUCCAGAUGAUGAUGUACGGUGUCUUGUACGCCUACACGCCCGAGGUCUUCCCGGCUCCUAACCGUGGUACGGCCAGUGGUAUUGCUAGCUGCUUGAACCGUAUUGCCGGUCUCAUGGCUCCGAUUAUUGGUAUCUAUGCUAGUACUGAUCCGCUGGCGCCUAUCUAUGCCUCUGGUGCUCUGAUCCUCGCUUCGUUUGUGGCGAUGAUCUUCCUGCCGAUUGAGACUAGGGGCAAGCAGAUUGUCUAA
This is a messenger RNA of Aspergillus versicolor CBS 583.65, 1749 nucleotides long. Its product is annotated as MFS transporter. Gene Ontology annotation, biological process: transmembrane transport. The record is from RefSeq and is a predicted model, not a curated record. The coding region runs from base 1 to 1749 and encodes 582 amino acids. Gene Ontology annotation, molecular function: transmembrane transporter activity. NCBI's taxonomy places the organism in Eukaryota, Fungi, Ascomycota, Eurotiomycetes, Eurotiales, Aspergillaceae. The transcript is spliced from 4 exons.